AUGGCCUAUGAGCAACUUCUGUACCAGGUUACCAGAAAGGAUCUCUACUAUAUAGUUUCUUCCUGGGCUCAAUUUAAGCAUGCUUCUGGGAAUGCCCUUAUUGAAGUGAGCAGUUGGCAACACCCUAACCCAUUGCAGGUCCUGUACUUCAGGAUUUUCUGGUCUGGCAACAGUGACCCUUGGCCUCCAAAGUCCCCUUCUGCAGACAAAGAUCCCACUUCUCUCUCCCUGGAGCUCCCCAACUUGAUCCACCUUCUAUACUGGCCUCUGACCCCAGGAGAUGGGGGGGACCUUUUGGCCUCCACCAGCCACAAGACUUCCACCUACCACCUGAGGGGUCCUGCUCAGGACACCUAUGCCCUGGGAAGCUACCUGGAGGUUGUCCUUGUAGCCAGGGACCACCGGGGCAGGCCCAAGACCCAUGGUGGGGAUCUGUUUCAGGCACGAUUGCUGGGUCCAGAAUUGAGAGCAGGGGUCCCCGGGGAUGUCCAGGAUCUGGAGAAUGGCACAUACCUAUUGUCCUUCCCUCUGCUCUGGGCUGGGAGGGCCCAGGUGCAAGUGCGGCUGAUCCACUCCAGUGAGGCCGUUGGGGUUCUGCGCAGAAUCUGGACAGAACACUGGGCCACAGUUGAUUUCAUAGGCUAUUUCCGGGGACCCAGGGGAGAUGAAGAAAGUGUAUCUUGCAAUGUGAAUCCCUUGUUGAUCAGGGAGGAAAAAUCCUUCUGUUACUACAAGGAUGAAGAUUCAGGUGAAUUCUGGUAUUGUGACCAGCCCCCUACCCUGGCCUGCAGCAUGCUGGUGGGACAUUCAGUUGGACAUUACUGGAAUGUGACCACAUCUCAUGAAGAGGCCCUGCUGGCUUGGAAUCUGACAGACAAGGUCCUCCCUCAGGGUAUUGGUCCAGUCCAUGUGGCCAGGAAUACCAGCAGGAGUCUGGUUCUGUCCCCUGCACUACCAUGCUACCCUGGGAUCUCUACUCCAAAGCCCUCUGGCUUCUACCACCAAGAUGUGUGGCACUCCCUGGCCUGCUCCAACCGACCCUUCCCCAAUGUCAGCAGCAUCCUGGGCUGUCUGGCUGGCCAUAUCAUCCACAUGAUGGGGGACUCCACGCUUCGGCAGUGGUGGGAAUAUCUGCGUGACACAGUGCCCUCCCUGAAACCAGUGGAUCUACAUUCCAUGUAUCAGGUGGGGCCCCUAAUGGCCGUGGAGACCACUCGGGGCAUAGUGCUGCACUGGCGAGCCCACAGCUGGCCACUGCGCUCCAAACGCACACCAGUGGCCUCCCUGCACUCCGUGGUCAGAGAGCUGGGGGGCCUGGCCGGGGGCCCCCAUACCGUGGUGGUGCUGGGCCUGGGAGCCCACUUCACCACCUUCCCUCCAUCCAUCUUUGCAAGACGACUGGCAGGGAUUCGGGCAGCUGUGAUGGCCCUGCUGGAGCGGGAACCCAGAACCCUUGUGGUCAUCAAACUGGCCAACACUGGCUAUAAGUCUGUGUAUGGCAGUGACUGGUUCACCCUGCACAUGAACCGGCUCCUGCGAUCUGCCUUUGCUGGUCUCCGUGUGGCCUUUGUGGACGCUUGGGAAAUGACCUCCAGCCUGGCCCUGCCCGACAACAUCCACCCAGGGAAGCUCAUUGUGAGCAAUGAAGUGAAUUUGCUCCUCUCCUUCAUCUGUCCCACCUGAGAGCUUCUGAGGGUUGUUGGCCUAGGUUGACAAAGGGCCUGGGCCACUGUUAUGAAGAAAAACACAGCCAUAAUAAAGCUUUUGGAAUAAGGGCAGAUGCCAUCAACUUCUCUCACAGCAAAACGUGAUGGCUUCCUAACUGAUUCAGCAGAUUCUAUUCUUGCCCCACAACAACCUCUCCUCCACUCAGAAUAAGAGUGAUUUUUUAUUAAAUUCUUGUUUAUUUGGUACCAGGAAUUGAGCCCAGGGGCACCUUACCAUAGAGCUACAUAUCUAGCCAUUUUUGGUUAUUUAUUUUUCUUUUCUGGCAGGCUCUCACUAAGUAAUUUAGGGUCUCAUUAAGUUGCUGAGGCUGGCCUUGACCUUGCCAUCCUCUAGCCUUGGCUUCCUGAGAUGCUGGGAUUACAAGUGUGUGCCACUGCACCUGGCAAGUGAUUCUCUCUCUCUCUCUCUCUCUCUCUCUCUCUCUCUCUCUCUCUCUAUAUAUAUAUAUAUAUAUAUAUAUAUAUGUUUUUAAUGAGACAUUAAAAAAAUAGCCUGCUAAAAAGCCAAGGAUCUCCAUUUUACUUAGUAUACUAAGCCCUUUACAAUGAUCACCAAGGCCCUGCAAGAUGGCUGUACCUAACUCUGCAUUAUCCAUCCCUGGCCCUUCACAGUCUGACCCCAGGGACUUAAUGACGCUCAAGCAGGUUAAGCUGUCCUGCCUCAGGGGCUUAUACCUGCUGUUCCUGUGCUUGGAAUCGCCUUCCCCCAGAUCUUCAUAUGGGCGGCUUUCUUGUCAUUCAAUUCUCUGAUCAAAAUCUCAUAGGUUUUUCCUGACCACCCAAACUUAAGUAGCACCCUCUCUUCUCUCUGCUAACCCUUCCUCAUUUUUUCUAUAUCACUAACUACAACCUAUAAUUAUUUGGUUGCUACUACUAUUGUGGUUGUCACCUCAAUAAAAUGUGGUUUCCAUGAAGGACAGAGGGUGUCUAGGUUGCUCACUGUUGUAUCCUGUGAUUUACAGCAGUGUUUGAUGAUGCAAUAUUCAAUAAACAUCCCUUGAAUGAAUAAAUCAGUUAAUGAGUUAAA
Molecule: messenger RNA, 2754 nt
Organism: Marmota monax (woodchuck)
Lineage: Eukaryota; Metazoa; Chordata; Mammalia; Rodentia; Sciuridae
Product: NXPE family member 3
Exons: 7
Coding region: 1-1683 (560 amino acids)
Source: RefSeq, a predicted model, not a curated record